AUGUCGUACGCGACUCUCAAUAUCCAGUUCGGUCUCCCACCGCCACCGCCAAAGAGCGUCUUCUCUACCAUCAACAACGUGGAAGGUCGCGCCUGGUUUCCCGACUUUACACAAGACGAGGAUCCAGUGGGCUCACUGAAGCAAUUCGUCCGCGUACUCUUCUACCCUGUCUUGCGUAACAGCACCUUUAUUCAGCUCAAGGUGCUUUCAGUGCUCGCGGCAGUCAUUGGCAUCUGGAUUUUCCUCAUCGUCAUUCGACGAUUCUACCAGAAGUCCUUCUGGCUUUUCCGUCUCGUUGUCAGGAGCAAUGGUUCGCUGAUUGUGCCAAACGCUAUUACGGCCUUCGUUGCCAUUGAGAGCAUCUUUGUUAUCCUCCUCAUCGCUCUGUGCUGGGAAGUGAUGGCUUGGUAUCAAUAUGGCCAAUCACCCAAGUACAUCAUUCUCUGGAUCGGCUUGACAUGGCUCCCCCUCAUCCUUGGAGCUUGGUGCACUACCGUCGGUAUUGUCUAUGCUCGACCCGACGCGCUCAGCUUCGUCUCGCCACAGCCGGGCAAACCGCAAAGUAGGGCACUUUGUAUGGGUAUCACGCCUUCCGUCGUCAAUGUCUUUGUUUUCUGCAUUCCGGUCAUUCAGAUCGUCAGCAUCGUGGUUCCUGCUGCCUUUACGCAACAUCGCUUCACCAUCGCCUUUGAACACUAUCAUCGCUGGUCAGACGCUAUUCCAGCCGGAGCGACUCUUUCGAGGGAGAUGUUGCUUGAAGCGCAGCAUAUUUGGUUCAAGGUCCUUGAUGCUGCUUAUUACAUUUCGAUCUGCAUGGCGGUGUGGGAGUCAUGGGUCUGUUUGCUUUUCAUCUGCUACUGUCUUGCUGGUGGCUCGCUGAUCACUACGCUGCGGGCUCAGCUGGCGACAUUCAAGUCCUUCACGCAAAACUGCUCCUUCAGCGAAUCAGGCGCUGGACAGAAUGGUAAGAAUGGGCAACUGCGUCGUCCAAGGGACAUCUUCGCCAACAUUGUCGUAUCUGAAGACACUCAAGGUCAUGGUGAAGUCGACAUCGAGAAGCAGACGGCUACCAGUCCCACCACUCCCAAUCUGCUGUCAGUCCAGGCACCGCCGCGAUCGUUCUCCAUCUCGUCUGCUGUCUCCGACAGUGCAACGCUUGUAUCUGGCGGGGCUGGAAUCAAGCGUUCGGCUAGCCAGAGCAACGCCAACGGCAACCUGAUGCCUACCGCACGCCCUACCGGCCCAGACAACGACGAUGUCGACACAAUCGAAGCUCAAACUGCGUCAAUGUACUUCACCCAACAAGAGCUUCGAAACCAAGACCAGCCGUCGAACAGCUUCUUCCCAGCUGUUCGACCUUCGGCUUUCGAGCGUCCAGCGCAAGCGCAGGCUCAAGCAAGCAAGCAGAACUCGCAAAAGCGAUACCUCGAAAAAUUCUACACGAAUUUCCUGGUGCAGUUCGUCGGGCUCAUGCUGUGCAUCCUCUUCUUCGUUGUCUUUGUCGGAAAGCUCAUCACAACGUGGUACUCGGCAUGGGAGGCCAAUGACUUUGCGUCGGCGUUGCAGAUUGCGCUGCUGGUAGUCGUUUGGGUGACGGUGGUGCUAGCCAGCAUCAUCAUCUUUGCCAUUCUGAGCAGGACGUAUGAGCCGGUGCUGUCUAAUCUGAACGCUGCUUCUAACAGUAGGUCGGGUGGAAGCAGGCGUGAAAGCUUGGCGCAAAACAAUAAUGCCUCCAUUAAGUCUGGAUCAUUUGGAGCUGGAAGGAGGCUCAGCGGUGCCAAGGCAUGGGCGACGUCGACAUUGACUCAGCUGCCGAGCGGGGAGGAUCGACGUAGCCAGGACAUUGGGCUGGAUCGCAUGCGGCCGAGUCUUAGCGGACGCGACAGCAGAUCUGGAUCUCUGUCGGGUUUCGGUCGGCCGUCUUUGCAUGCGUACGCGGAGCUUGACGGCGAACACGAUUCUCCUCGCGUGGACCAUGAUCCACCAAGCCCUAAGGGUCAGCCUUUGUCGCUUUGCAGGUCGAAAACUUCGAGCACGACACAGGACUUGCAGGCAUCGUCUUCUUCGCCCACCAAGUUCGCGCAUGAGCCGCACAGACAGCGCUCUUUCCGCAGCUCAGCCUCAAGCUCGUCAACCAGCAAGGGCAGCAAAGCCAGCAACGGUGGUGGUGUAAUGGUCGAGCAGACCGUCAGCACCAUUGUUGAGGAUCCUGCGGUAGAAGAGUACUACCGUGUAGAGCGCCCCUGCAAGGCAACACGAUCUUCACCGAGCAAGUCCGAUAUUUCUGAGCAGGACAUCUAUACACCGCACAUGCUGGAUAGCAUUUUGUAUACUCCCAGCCGUUUCAGCCGCCAAAGCGAGUGGGCGGAUAGUCCUGUCACUCCAGCAACCAUGUGGUCGCCUUCCACACCUUUGUCAACCAGACCUUUGGUUUCGAAGAAGGAUGCCGGACGCGAAUUGCCGGACGAGGUGAUCGCCGCUGAUGGCGAGGACUGGGUGCUACAUCGUUCGCGUUCCGGUGCGGCGCUGCGAGGAUCAGCACAAUCGCAACCAGAUACAGCAGGAGAUGCAUCGGUUGGACUGGAUAUCGGGGUGACGUCCACACCGUGGACCGCGCCUCCUGUUUGGGGCAGUGGUGAGCCAGACGAAAUCCUAAAACAAGAGGACCAGGAGAUGCGAGUACGCAUGGCAACGCGUCCUAGCACUGCCAACAGCAGGAAGUAG
This is a messenger RNA of Ustilago hordei, 2724 nucleotides long. RefSeq lists its product as uncharacterized. NCBI's taxonomy places the organism in Eukaryota, Fungi, Basidiomycota, Ustilaginomycetes, Ustilaginales, Ustilaginaceae. The transcript has 2 exons. The coding region runs from base 1 to 2724 and encodes 907 amino acids. The record is from RefSeq and is a predicted model, not a curated record.